Messenger RNA from Penicillium soppii, 708 nucleotides. RefSeq names its product spliceosome assembly protein PRP11. The coding region runs from base 1 to 708 and encodes 235 amino acids. The record is from RefSeq and is a predicted model, not a curated record. Gene Ontology annotation, biological process: spliceosomal complex assembly. Gene Ontology annotation, molecular function: zinc ion binding; nucleic acid binding. Gene Ontology annotation, cellular component: nucleus; U2-type prespliceosome; catalytic step 2 spliceosome. Lineage: Eukaryota; Fungi; Ascomycota; Eurotiomycetes; Eurotiales; Aspergillaceae. The transcript has 2 exons.
AUGGAUUAUCAGAAUCGCGCAGGAUCCAAAUUCGGCGGCGGCGGUGUCGCCUCCCAAUCUGCAUCGAAUGCCGACCGUCGCGAGCGACUGCGCAAGCUCGCACUCGAGUCAAUCGACCUCGACAAAGACCCCUACUUCUUCAAGAACCACGUCGGCAGCUUCGAGUGUCGUCUGUGCCUGACAGUGCACCAAAAUGACGGCUCUUACCUUGCCCACACCCAGGGCCGCAAGCACCAAACGAACCUCGCACGACGAGCAGCGCGCGAGCAGCGCGAAGGCAAGGGCCAGGACCCGAACUCCAUGGCCGGAUUCGCAGGCGUGCAAGUCAAGAAGCAGAUGAUCAAGAUCGGCCGGCCGGGUUACAAAAUCACUAAGAUCCAGGACCCUCUAACGCGCCAACAGGGCCUGCUGUUCCAGUUGCAGUUCCAAGAGAUCACGCCCGGUGUCGUACCACGCGUGCGCUUUAUGUCAGCCUUUGAGCAGAAGAUCGAGGAGCCGGAUAACAAGUACCAAUACCUGGUGGUUGCUGCUGAGCCUUACCAGACCUGUGGGUUCAAAUUACAGGCUAAGGAGGUUGAUCGCCGGGAUGGCCAGUACUGGACUUGGUUUGAUGAGGAUAGCAAGGAAUUCUGGGUACAGAUCAUGUUCAAGACUGAGCGCGAGGAGCGUUUCAGUGGUGUGCCUGGUCUAGCGCCUAUGCAGACUUGA